AUGAGUACAGAUCUAAAAUCGAACAGAGCAGUCAAAUCAGGUUUUGCUCACGAAGCCAAUGAAAAGGUUCAAUCUAAAUAUGAUGUUGAACAAGCUCAAGAAGCAUUACAAUGGAUAAGCGAUCUGACUGGUGAAAAUUUUGAUACAAGCGGACAAAAAGAUAAUUUUUAUCAACAACUGAAAGAUGGAAAUAAAUUAUGCCAAAAUAUGGCUAAAGUUGAAAUAUCCGAAACAGACCGUGGUAAACCAGCACUUCAAUUCGAAGGAUAUAGAACUCCACAUUCGCACGGUCCAGAUCCAGAAAAAUUUGCUGUUGAAAAAGUUGUUGUUGAUAUGAAAAAAAGAUGUGAGCAUCAACUUCCAUACGCUGCUUUUCAAGCAUCUAGUCAAGUUGUCACUGAUCCACAAAUGACAGUCGCAAUACCCAGUUUUGAAAGUCUUAGGUCUACAUUAUAUCGAUAUAAAGGAAAUAAAAAUGAACCACCGACACCAACAUCGUGGCGAAAUCUUUGUAUUCCAGAUAAAUAUGGAAAAUUGCGUAUAGGAGAAAAUUUCUUACAAGUUCAAAGUUCAGGAUAUGUGGUACUCGGGACAGAACACGGGCUUCGUUUCUUGUUUAAUGCUACAGAAGUCCAUGUUGAUGGCAACUUUAAAGUUGCACCAACGUCACAGGCCGGUGGAACACCUUCUUACAGAAUUAUUCUCAUUUUUCGGUCUAUUCUAUAA
Didymodactylos carnosus is the source of this 726-nucleotide messenger RNA. NCBI's taxonomy places the organism in Eukaryota, Metazoa, Rotifera, Eurotatoria, Philodinida, Philodinidae. The record is from the annotation of a GenBank genome assembly.